This is a messenger RNA of Musa acuminata subsp. malaccensis (wild Malaysian banana), 961 nucleotides long. RefSeq lists its product as uncharacterized. The record is from RefSeq and is a predicted model, not a curated record. Lineage: Eukaryota; Viridiplantae; Streptophyta; Magnoliopsida; Zingiberales; Musaceae.
AGCGCUCGAUGACACCUCCCGACUCUCACGUGCUACUCAUUGCUUCCUUCAUCCUGUUAUUUCCCAUCUCCUCCACUGGUUCUUCGCCACCGACCACGACAAUACCAGCAGCAGGAAGGACCGGAGAGGGCGCGUCUCCUACCCCGACGCCAUGGCCGCCGCAGUUCCACUCCCUCCUCUACAUCAAUUAUAGCGGCGCCCUCUCGUUCGUCGACCUCUGGUACGACUGGCCCAACUCCCGCAACUUCAACAUCAUCCAGCACCAGCUGGGCGAGCUGCUGUACGACCUCGAGUGGGGAAAUGGCACCUCCUUCUACUACACCCUCGACGGCAAUUGCCGCUGCCGCACCGUCGACUUCGACGUCGGGAUACUCCGCCCGGACUGGCUCGACGGCGCUACCUACCUCGGCAGGGAGGCCGUUGACGGCUUUAUCUGUGAUGUGUGGGAAAAGGCUCAGUUCAUUUGGUAUUAUGAGGACGUCGAAACCAGGCGGCCUGUGCAUUGGCUGUUCUACACCGGGAGAUCUGUUCAUGUGAUGACAUUUGAAGUGGGAGCAGCACUCGAGGACGCAAAAUGGCAAGCCCCUGCUUACUGCUUUGACAAAGACGAGGAAGAAGACCGAGAGUACCAAUCUGGUCCGAGCCAAAUGCUUGCAAGAUCGCUGAAAGGACUAUCCCAGUAUGAUAUGUAACGAUGCUAUGUGCUAUGACCGCUACAUGUAUCUACCAUUUCAUGUUCAAAAGGAUGAAGUAUGAUGCCCAUCUAUAAUUCCAGGGGAAGGCAUCUUUUUUGCUAUAUCACUGGAUGGAACCAAAAUGUUGGAGAGCUCCUUACCACAUCAUCAAAUAAUGUGGCUUCAUAUCAUUGUUUCCAGAAUGCUGCAAGUAGUCUGAAAAUUGUCGAAAUAAAGUUGUGGCUACCUUCUAAUUUGAUGCGAUAAUGUACUCGUUUAUGGUUGUA